GCACUUCCGCUGGCUGGCUGACUGGCUGGCUGCUGGAGCAGGCGGCAGAGGGAGCGGAGGGAGAGCUCGGCCCGGGGACUCGCAUUCCCCGGUCCCCCCCGCCCCUCCGCCCCACGCGGCUGGGCCAUGGAUGCCAGAUGGUGGGCAGUAGUGGUACUCGCCACGCUCCCUUCCUUGGGAGCAGGUGGAGAGUCACCCGAAGCCCCUCCGCAGUCCUGGACACAGCUGUGGCUCUUCCGCUUUUUGGUGAAUGUGGCUGGCUAUGCCAGCUUUAUGGUGCCUGGCUACCUCCUGGUGCAGUACUUAAGACGGAAGAACUACCUGGAGACAGGCAGGGGUCUCUGCUUCCCCCUGGUGAAAGCCUGUGUAUUUGGCAAUGAGCCCAAGGCUCCUGAUGAGGUUCCCCUGGCUCCCCGGACAGAGACAGCAGAAUCCACCCCCUCUUGGCAGGUCCUAAAGCUGGUCUUCUGUGCCUCGGGGCUCCAGGUGUCCUAUCUGACUUGGGGUGUACUGCAGGAAAGAGUGAUGACCGGCAGCUAUGGGGCCACAGCCACAUCACCGGGCGAGCAUUUCACAGACUCACAGUUCCUGGUGCUAAUGAACCGUGUGCUGGCACUGGUCGUGGCAGGCCUCUACUGUGUCCUACGCAAGCAGCCCCGUCACGGUGCACCCAUGUACCGGUACUCCUUUGCCAGUCUGUCAAACGUGCUUAGCAGCUGGUGCCAAUAUGAAGCACUCAAGUUUGUCAGCUUCCCUACCCAGGUGCUGGCGAAGGCCUCCAAGGUGAUUCCUGUCAUGAUGAUGGGCAAGCUGGUGUCUCGGCGCAGCUAUGAACACUGGGAAUAUCUGACUGCUGGCCUCAUCUCCAUUGGAGUUAGCAUGUUUCUUCUGUCGAGUGGACCAGAGCCCCGGAGCUCUCCAGCCACCACACUCUCUGGCUUGGUCCUACUGGCAGGCUAUAUCGCUUUCGACAGCUUCACCUCAAACUGGCAGGAUGCUCUGUUUGCCUAUAAGAUGUCAUCGGUGCAGAUGAUGUUUGGGGUCAAUUUAUUCUCCUGUCUUUUCACAGUAGGGUCACUACUGGAACAGGGGGCCCUACUGGAGGGGGCACGCUUCAUGGGGCGACACAGUGAGUUUGCACUGCACGCCCUCCUCCUGUCUGUCUGCUCUGCCUUUGGUCAGCUGUUCAUCUUCUACACCAUCGGACAGUUUGGAGCUGCUGUCUUCACUAUCAUCAUGACUCUGCGCCAGGCUAUUGCCAUCCUCCUCUCUUGCCUCCUCUAUGGCCAUACUGUCACUGUGGUGGGGGGACUGGGUGUGGCUGUGGUCUUCACUGCCCUGCUACUCAGAGUCUAUGCCAGGGGCCGGAAGCAGCGCGGAAAGAAGGCUGUGCCCACUGAGCCUCCAGUGCAGAAGGUGUGAGGAGUAAGGACCCUCAUUACUCCCAUCUUCUGAGGCCCCGGCUCAGUACCUCAGCUUACAGCUGAGGACUGGAGCCCUGGGGAGCAGCCUCUUUCACCUUGCCUUAAGAGCCCCACUUCAUGGAAAUGAGCUGUGGGUGUUGGGUUAGAGGUGACCCAGAGCUCCUCCCCCACUCUCUGAAAUCUUAACUGGUGGCCAGGCCAGCCAGCACCAGGGCUUUGCUUACUCCCUCUAACACCCAUCCCUUGAGGCUGCCAGGCACCAGCUGGGAAGAGCAUUGUUUACAGGCCAUACAGUUCCCCUAGGGGCUGUUGAGGAUGGUGCUGUGUCAGAAAGGACAAAGGCCUCCCCAGACCAGUUGGGGUCCAGUGUUACUUGAGCAGGUUUUGGUACUUGGAAGUGUCACCCUUUGCUCUUAUUUGAUUAAACUGCAGCAGUGACUUUAUAGCUGUGUUUUGGUUGGCUGAAGGGGGCUCAAAGGGUGUUAGGAUUACCCCCCUUUUUUUUUUGGAUUUUGGAGAUAGGGUUUCUGUGUAGCCCUGGCUGUCCUGGAACUCACUCUGUAGACCAGGCUGGCCUUGAAAUCUGCCUGCCUCUGCCUCCCAAGUGCUGGGAUAAAGGUGUUAGGAUUAUUCUGAGUUCAAAGUAGACAAGUACCUCUCAUCACCACUUCAACACAACUCAGGGAGUCCUGAGUGUUACUUUACAAGGAGAGCAGGACUGUAUAAAACUGCAUCUUCUUUAUUUGCAUACUUUUAAUUUCAGAACAAAAUAAAACAAACAAAAAACCACAA
Grammomys surdaster is the source of this 2216-nucleotide messenger RNA. It is a transcript of the gene Slc35b2, whose product is annotated as solute carrier family 35 member B2. The transcript is spliced from 4 exons. Bases 127 to 1422 code for a protein of 431 amino acids. Gene Ontology annotation, cellular component: endoplasmic reticulum membrane; Golgi membrane. The record is from RefSeq and is a predicted model, not a curated record. Lineage: Eukaryota; Metazoa; Chordata; Mammalia; Rodentia; Muridae. Gene Ontology annotation, molecular function: 3'-phosphoadenosine 5'-phosphosulfate transmembrane transporter activity. Gene Ontology annotation, biological process: transmembrane transport.